Fusarium venenatum is the source of this 2247-nucleotide messenger RNA. The record is from RefSeq and is a predicted model, not a curated record. NCBI's taxonomy places the organism in Eukaryota, Fungi, Ascomycota, Sordariomycetes, Hypocreales, Nectriaceae.
AUGUCUGCUCCAUCGCAAACACCGGGUGCCCCUGCGCCGGGCGCAUAUCAAGGCCCUGCAGCCACUCCUCCAGCUCCCACGCACACAGGUUCAACCACAACAGGACAAGCAGGCACAGGUACAGGGCCAAUGUCAAACCAGAAUCUUAAUCAAAUAGUAACAGAUUAUCUACUCAAGCGAGGCUUCAAUCGCACAGAAGAAGUCUUUCGUCAAGAAUCAAAGCAUCUCGGCCCCGAUGGUAAGCCAAUCUAUCAACUGGCUAACCUCGGACCAAAGAAGUAUCAAAAAGCUUUUGGUCUCCUUCGCGAAUGGUUUGAACUGUCCAAAUUGCUUUGGCCAGUCUUUGUCUACUCCUUUCUGGAGCUCAUCACCCAUGCCUAUACUGAAGAUGCCAAAGCCUUUCUUAGGGAUAUUGGUCCCAACUUUCAGCCAGUCCAUGCAGACGAUCUCAAGACGCUUGGUACUAUUACACUUGCACAGCACAUCAAUGAGAAUCCCAUGACAAAGCUGUACCGGGAGAACAAAUAUCGAAUUCCUCUGAACCAACACGCCAGUGGCGAUCUUUUUAACUUCCUGGAACGCGAGUCUGACCAAGGUGGUUCGGUCAUCCGACAGCUCUUGGCGACAUACUGCCAGAUUGACUCUACAGCUCGUGGACCUAUCACUCCCUUCAGCUUUGAGGCUGUCUAUAGACGCUCAAGAAAUACGGAAGUCGAGAGCGUGGAUACCAACGAAGGCAUCCCAGGUGUCAAUAUCGGGUUGUCCAACCAGGACAUUACGGACCCAUCUACUACUUUAAAGCUCGGGCCCUUGCCCAUGGACGCAGAUCUUCGCGACGAUGUGCGUGCAGAGCUUGAGGAUGAUGAGCGAAGAAACCCACCUCCUCCUGGGAAAGCAUCACUAGUGGACGAAUUUGACCAGAAGAUAAAGCGAGAGGAGAGUGCCGAUGCCCCUAGCAGAGCAGAGCUGCCUCUGCCGCCGUCCAGGCCAAGAGAUAUUAUGCUCGAGAUGCAAAAGCUCAGAGAGAACCGCGACAGAUUCAAGAUUGAUGGCGCAACAGGAGGUGUGGGUGUACCGAUCAGCGCAUGCAUGUUCACUUUCCACAACACACUUGGAAGUGUUGCCUCUAUGGACUUUUCCAACGAUGGGCAGCUAGUGGCGGCAGGCACUACUGAGUCUUAUAUUCGAGUAUGGUCGCUAGAUGGCAAGGCCCUUCCCACCAUGAAUCCACAUGAGAAGGAUGCCAAAUUUAACAGCCGCAAGCUCAUCGGACACUCCGGCCCUGUGUACGAUGUUUCCUUCUCUGACGCCGCGUCAGGACCCCCACAGAAGCUCUUUGGCGACGAAGGCAAGUCAAACCCAGCAAUGGACACGCGACCCAAGCUUCUACUAUCUGCAUCAGCGGAUGGCCAGAUUCGUCUAUGGUCGUUGGAGUCUUGGAGCUGUCUUUGUCUUUACAAGUCUCACGACGGGCCUGUAUUCAGAACACUCUGGGGCCCUCACGGGCACUACUUUAUCAGUGGAGGGUAUGACAAGGCUCUCCGUGUGUGGAUGCAAGAUCAUGCUUCUCCUCAACGACUGUUGGUCGGUCAUGAUACGGCCAUCUCGGCGCUGACAUGGCAUCCUAACGGUCUUUACGUGUUUUCGGCCUCGGAUGAGACCGACAAGUCAAUCCGUAUGUGGUCUGUGUUGAGCGGCUCUUGCGUGCGUGUCUUUACAGGUCAUAACGACUACAUCAGCGCCAUGGAAUGCGCGCCAAAUGGCAAGAUCCUAGCAAGUGCCGAUUGUGCAGGUAACAUCUUCUUUUGGGACCUUGCUAAAGGAACACGCAUCAAGCGGUCACGUGGUCAUGGUAAAGGUGGUAUCUGGUCGCUGAGCUUCAGUGUUGAAUCCAACGUUCUUGCGUCUGGUGGUCAAGAUGGCACAGUUCGACUAUGGGAUGUCGAACUGCCCGCUGAUCCACAAAAGGCCAGCCAGCAGCAGACUGGAAAUGACGCGACAACAACGGGAGCGGAUGGCACGAAUACUGGAGGUGCCGUUGGCGAGGGUUCUCGUGUUGCAGCUGCUACUUCAGGGCAAAGUGGAGGCAGUGGUACAACCGGAACACAUAAGAAAAAGAACAAGGAGGUCAUGAUAACCCCCGACCAAAUCAGCGCGUUUCCAACAAAGAAGACGCCAGUGAUGAAGGUCAAAUUUACACGGAUGAACUUGGUAAUUGUGGGAGGCUGUUACGACCCCGAGCGUUAG